This is a messenger RNA of Punica granatum (pomegranate), 1474 nucleotides long. Lineage: Eukaryota; Viridiplantae; Streptophyta; Magnoliopsida; Myrtales; Lythraceae. The record is from RefSeq and is a predicted model, not a curated record.
CCCCUCGCCAGUGACAAAUCUGUAAAUACGUUGGAUACCUAGGGGCAGUCGUGAAAGCCCACAUGCAUAUAAAGCCCGGCGCCCCCUACUUUCCAUCUCGUAAGGCAAAUCUUUUCUUUCUUUGCAGUUUACCCUGAAAAUGGGAGGAGGGGUCACGGCUUGUUUUGCGGCGGUGCUGCUGCUGCUGUCGGCCACCAGCAGCUGCCUUGCCUCGGCGGCCUUCAAGGACGGAUUAUUACCCAAUGGCAACUUCGAACACGGACCGAAGCCAUCUGACCUGAAGGGCACGGUCGUGGUUGGCGGCAAGCAUGCCAUCCCGCACUGGGAGAUCUCAGGCUUCAUAGAGUACAUAAGGUCGGGACAGAAACAGGGUGACAUGCUUCUAGUCGUCCCGGAAGGCGCAUUUGCUUUAAGACUAGGGAAUGAGGCAUCCAUAAAGCAGUGGCUUCGAGUGGUGAGGGGGAUGUACUACUCGAUCACAUUCAGCGCGGCUCGCACAUGUGCACAGGAUGAGCGGCUGAACAUAUCGGUCGCACCUGACCAAGGUGUGAUACCAAUGCAGACAUUGUAUAGCAGCAGCGGGUGGGACUCAUACGCAUGGGCAUUCCAGGCCGAAUUCGAGGUGGCGGAGAUCCUGAUACACAAUCCUGGGGUUGAGGAAGAUCCGGCUUGUGGACCAUUGAUCGACUCGGUGGCCGUUAAGGCUCUGUAUCCUCCUAGGGCAACCAACAAAAACCUGUUGAAGAAUGGUGACUUUGAAGAAGGUCCCUACUUGUUCCCGAACACUUCAUGGGGAGUCCUAAUGCCACCAAACAUCGAAGACGAUCACUCCCCAUUGCCGGGGUGGAUGAUUGAGUCCCUAAAAGCAGUCAAGUACAUAGACUCCGCCCACUUCUCCGUUCCACAGGGUAAGAGAGCGGUCGAGCUGCUGGCAGGCAAGGAGAGCGCCAUUGCCCAAAUAGCACGAACCAUCCCAGGCAAGACCUACGACCUGACAUUUUCUGUAGGUGAUGCGAGCAACUCGUGCGCGGGAUCAAUGAUUGUCGAGGCAUUCGCCGGGAGGGACACGCUCAAAGUGCCCUAUGAGUCGAAGGGCAAGGGUGGGUUCAAGAGGGCUGUCCUCAGGUUCAAGGCUGUCUCGACCAGGACAAGGAUCAUGUUCUAUAGCACUUUCUAUACAAUGAGGAGUGACGACUUCGCGUCUCUGUGCGGGCCCAUCGUCGACGACGUGAAGCUUUUGAGCCUUAGGAACCCAAGAAUGGCGUGACAUGGUGGUAUAUGGAAAGACAAGAAUGGUUGUUUUAUGGGGAGUUGAUAUCACAAAUGAGUUUGCAAAGAAAUAAAAGCACAGAACGAAAAGUAGAAAGUAACACUAGAGGAGAAAAUACAAACUGUAGUUGCUAGGUAGCUACUGUUAAUUUGCUCACUUUGUGUUCGAUGUGCAAAAUAAAAAAAAAAACUCAAGUUUCGUUUA